Siniperca chuatsi (mandarin fish) is the source of this 3857-nucleotide messenger RNA. RefSeq names its product centriolar coiled-coil protein of 110 kDa-like. Gene Ontology annotation, cellular component: centriole. The record is from RefSeq and is a predicted model, not a curated record. Gene Ontology annotation, molecular function: protein binding. The transcript has 14 exons. NCBI's taxonomy places the organism in Eukaryota, Metazoa, Chordata, Actinopteri, Centrarchiformes, Sinipercidae. Bases 235 to 2763 code for a protein of 842 amino acids. Gene Ontology annotation, biological process: regulation of cytokinesis; centriole replication; centrosome duplication.
UGCUAGGAGGCGCUGUUGGAGCCCGGAAGAGUUGAAAACGAUGAUGAUGGGCAACCCGAGAUUGAGAGGAGAACUAUAAGGUUCAUAAUGCACCCGCACUUUGUUAUUUCCCCUGCGACAAUUGCGCGUGUCUAACACUAGCCGUCGGGAGAAAGGAAAAGGGAUAUCACUUUUUCUUUACCGGGAAGCUGGGUGACAAGGCUACAUGGUGAGUGUUUCCUAUUCAGAGUGUGGAUGUGUGGGUGUUCAGAGAUGGAAAGCUAUGAGGAGUUUUGUCUGCGGAGUUUGGCCAUACUGCAGGAGGAGGGGAAAUUCAAGGAGACGACAUGUGAGCCACUGUGGUCCCUGAAAGCUCGCUCUGUCAUCCGCUUCCAUGGAAGAGCUGUGCUUUCGCCUCUGUUGAGUGCUGAGCAGCGCAGUGAGAUAUGUGACCACAGACAGAGGGCAAUCCAGCUGGAGGUGAACAGGCAGAACCAGCAGAGGAACAACCUUUUGGCCCGGGUUCAGGACAUACUGGAACAGGCUCAGACACAUAAAGUACCAAGUGAAGAGGUUGAGAAGCUGCCAGUUUCUAAAUCUGCAACAGUCAGUGGCUACACCCUGGUCACUGACUCUCCCGGACUUCCCAGAGAACCUGGAUUUGGGCUUCAGACAAAUGAUCAGCCUGCCACUCCAUGCUCUGAGACCCCCAUCCUCAAUAGCUACAAGGCAGUGGAGGAAGUGAUGGUGGAGAGGGAAGAGAAGAGUGAGGAGGAAGAGGAGGAGGAGGACAUUAGUUUGGACAGCCUUCUUAAGAGAUCAAGGGAGUAUGUUAAAAGAGAGCAGAGUCAGCAGGGGUCAAAAGUUGUCCACACAGUCACCAGGACUACCCCGCCUGAGACUGUCUCUGACAAGGAGAAUAAGAGUUGUAGUCCCAUGGGGGACAUAGGCGUUGAGUUUGGAUUCAGUCUGCACCAUAGCCCUAUUGGCCCACCUCAGAACCAAAUCCAGCAUCAACCUCUGUACGACCCCAGUCCCCAACAGUCUGGCAGCCUCUCACCUAGUCUACCUGACCGGUAUGCUCAUCUCCCCAGUCCAGAGUCCAGCAUUAGUCCCCGUCCACAGAGACGCAGACCUCGGCCAGUUUCUACAGGGAACAUCCAUAUUUCAUUUCCCAUCGACCCAGCAGACCUUAUCCCCCGAAGCCCAGGAAGGUCAGGGGAAGGUGCUGGCAUGGAAGAUUGGGGAGGCCAAUUAGGGGCCACAAAGUCCUUCGAUCACUGGGGCUCAGUAGGGAGUGAAGGUGGGGGUGGUGUUAACAGGAGUGGCAAUCGUCGAUCCAGCCACUGUGGUACCAGUCCAGUGCAGGAGACCUGUAGCCCCGUUAGUGCCUCAGGGCCAAGCCCGAAGGGACACCAUGACCAUCUGGCUGCAGGAUUUCGCCGGCGCUGCCACACGCUGGACAGCCAGCUGCAUGCCUACCACUCUGGAAUUGAGCAUAUAGACCGCAGCCAGGAAAGGGUUCCUCGCUUCAUGGCAGGAGUUACACGGUUGGCUCCAAGUUGGCGCACCCCUGCAGCCCCCUUAAACCAGUCAUAUGCGUUAGAUAAUCCCUCACCAUCACUGCUGAGGCCCUGCAUGACUCCUGACUUGGCUCAGGUCACACUCAGGAUGGAACCUGAUGACCCUCAGCAGACAAACAAUGGGAGGAUCACACCAACUGUCCUCAGAAAUGCAGCUGAAGCACAGGCCAGCAAGACGGAGGAGACCCAGAGGAGAGCGCAGACACUGGAGGACAUGCAAAGGCGUCUGGAGGAGGAGCAUGCCUUGCAAAUGUCGCUGCUCCUAGCUGAGCAGGAGAAAGAGCAACAGCGCCUCCGUCUGGAGCUUGAGGAGACAGACAGAAGACUGAAGGAGCAGGGGUGUGUGCGACCAUUGAGUGGGGAUGCUUGUGGGUGGAGUUGUAGGUCUGUGAGUGACAGCUGUCCUGUUGUGAGCCCCUCCUGCCCAGGAUUAAGCCCUGCCCACACACCAUCUGAGCGAUCACCUGGACACAGUAUAGGUUUUCCCAGUCCUGUAAGUUCCAGUGUGUCCUCUCCCUCUGUCCAGCCUCCCGUCUAUCUGUGGGGGCCCACAUGGGCAGUUAGCAAACCUCGAGCAAGGCUAAGUCUGGUUCUGACCGCAGAGCAGCAGAGAGCGUUCUGUCGAAUUGGUGCCAGCAUUCGCGGCUUCCUCACACGCAGACUGCUCAAAACAGAGAAGGUCAAACACCUGCGCCAGACCAUUGUGGAUACACAGGAGUUCAUCCAGUCAUUCCAGAAUGAAGCACCACAGAAGAGAGGCACCUACUCAGCACAAGAUCGCUCCCUGCAGGAGAGAGUUAGAGCCCAGUUACGUGCAGCGCUUUAUGACAUCCAUGACAUCUUCUUUGAAAUGCCUCUGGGGGAGCGAUUAGCAUUGCUGCAGCAGGACAGGGAGCUCCGAGCAGAGAGGAAGCUACGAGACAUGGAAAAAGCCAAGUGCCCCAAGGAGAGAGUGGUUCUGUCUGCUGCCACACAGAGGUCUAUGGACAGGAAAAAGAGGGUUGGUGAAUCCCCUGCACAGGCUAGGAAGAUGCAACAGAAGCCAAAGAGCCCCACUACCAACAGAGUCCUGAAGCCAAGCCAAGGCCAAAAUUCUCCUGUCCCAGGCCAGCUGAACCGCCAGGGGAGCUGGUACAGAAAGACCCCAGAGGAGAGAGUUAGGCGCUCAGACAACCUGAAGAAGCAGCACUCUCUGGGUUAACGGGUAACUCAACACCCCUGACCUGUGAACUUGAAUUUUUUGUCUUUUAAUACAAACCUUACACCACUGAAACUCCAGUCAGCGCUGCUAAUAAUAUGAUUGUCUUUAAUCUACCUUCUGAAAUUCAAAUGAUUGUAUUCACUAUCACACGUUAGCUCAUUGAUAUACACCAUCACAGUGCCACUGUUUUUGACUGUUGUAGCUUGCUGAAAUAGUUUUUAGUGGCAACAACUGAUUGUUAUAGACAAAACUCAUAUGUAGUUUGAUAUUUUGUGUGGAGUAUUUAAUGACUAGGUGGGUACAUUGGGUACAAGAAGGUCAGAGUUAAAGGAAAAUAAGUCAAAAUGUUUUAUCUGUGCCUAUGAACUAUGCCUUUGCUAUCUGUAAUAUUUCAGCAUGCAUAUAUUUACCAGUUGUGCUCAUAAACAUUUAGUGCUUAUAGCUAUAAGUGAAUUUACAAAUAUCAGUUUCACGCUGACAGUCACAUAAUGUAGUUGCCAUGGAAAUAUUUAAGUGCGUAUAAUUCAUUAAUUUGAAGUUUUUUGUUCAAGGGCUUUGAGUACCUGUUUGUGCUUUGUUUCUUUAUUUAAUGGUGCUGAGUUUACAGUACUCUGAGACAUUUCAGUGUGUUUCAACAUUUGACUUAAAUCAAUGCCAAAUGAAUUAAAAAUCUAAAUGUAUUUGUUUACACACUGGCUGGCUGUUACAUUUAUGUAGCUUCACAUAACAGGAGAUUCACAGCAGACAGGUCAGUAAGAGAAUUAAACUAAAUUAUUAAGACCACAUAAAUUGCAUGCCAAAUUCUCUGAACUUUUCCCUUAUUUCCCACUGCCCAUGUCAAGAAUAAGGGGUCAGACUCUGAAUAAAAUAGUAUUUAUGGGAACAUAUUAUCUAACCACAUGUUAAUGAAUUUGUACACCCACUUGUUCACUGCGAUACCACAUUGACUUUAUACUUCUGCGUCAGUAGUGUAGUGUGUUGAUGUUGUUUGCUGACAUGCUGUACUCUCUCUUUUAAAAAAAUGUUUUUUUAUUAUUUAAAAUGCCAACUUGUCAUGUUUUCUAUGACCAGAAUAAAUUCUGAAAUUACUUGAA